AUGCUGCUGGAAGUGCUGGAAACAAAAGUAGCGGACGAUGAGACACGGUAUGCGUUGGAAAAAGAGGUCGAGUACGUCGACUACAACAAGAUCUACGACGAUUUGCUCAAACACUUCGAUGCAGCAUAUCUGCGCUCCCGAACGCUCCAUUUGACGGAAAAGGUGCAGAGGCAGACGCUCUAUCACUACAAGAGACGGGUCAAUGCUUUGAUUGACUAUCUCCGCUUGUUCGAUGACGGAACACAUGACGUUCUUGAUACAGAAACUAUGCCUGUAGACAAAACCAGAAUAGAGAACCUUAUACUAUUUGAUCCAUCUUUGAAAGAUGUGCUUACACCGGUGGUUCAGAUGGCCGACGAGACCGACCCUGCAGAGAUUCAGGUUGGGCAGAGUUACGGCGUAGACCUUGUAGUAGAUGAACUUAUACCAGAACUACCCGAUGAUGAGUUGGACAAUGCCGAAAUGAACCCGCAGGAAGUCGAGCUAUGGGCGCGCCGCAACUUCUCUCACUUGGUGGUGUCGAAGUUCAAGCCCGCAGACAUCAAGGCUCGGGGUGUAAGGGAAGAUUCAGAAGUGUCCUCGAUUCUUCCCAAACGGAAGAAGAAGAAAGAGUAA
Australozyma saopauloensis is the source of this 615-nucleotide messenger RNA. RefSeq lists its product as uncharacterized. The coding region runs from base 1 to 615 and encodes 204 amino acids. The record is from RefSeq and is a predicted model, not a curated record. The transcript has a single exon. Lineage: Eukaryota; Fungi; Ascomycota; Pichiomycetes; Serinales; Metschnikowiaceae.